This is a messenger RNA of Cyanistes caeruleus (blue tit), 3007 nucleotides long. The record is from RefSeq and is a predicted model, not a curated record. Lineage: Eukaryota; Metazoa; Chordata; Aves; Passeriformes; Paridae.
ACCUCCAUUUGCAGAACACUGCUGAGACUUCCCAUACUCAGAAGAGCCAGAUCUGAUUUGCUGGUUUCGAAGUUCUGCACAACUAUUGUUACAAUAAGUUUGUAAACAGCGGACAAUUACCAGCUGGUUGGAGAAUAAAGGACCCAAGACAACGGAGUCCAGAAGCUUACACAGCAAAAUUAAUAACAAUACUGAAGCAAAUCCUAAGAUGACUUCCAUUAAAAAAGAGAACUUUUGUGAGCAUGAUGUGAAAAAGCUAGAGAAUACUUGUCAGCAAAAUUAUGCAAAAAUAUCUGUGGAAGUUGGUGCAAAGCAAGUAAAUUUGCCGCAGACAGGCAGCAUGUGUAACUGGGAGGCUGAGGAAAAAGAUACAGUCUUAGAUACAGAUCCCAUGAAGGGGCCACAGUCUGCAGACCUCAUUAAAAAUGCCAACAUUGAUCAGAUGCACAAAACUGGCAAGCAGAAAGCCUGUGAAGAAAGCAAUGCCACUUGGACUCAGAGGAAACUAUCAGCAGGCCGGGCUUCAAAAACGGGAAAUUCAAAAACUUCUUCAAAAGAUGUCGAGACAGAUGGACAAGUGGCUUCAUGCAAUUCACAGAAGCUGAAGAGUUGCAAUUCUGUCUGUUUAAUGGGUGAACAAGAGGAAGGGGAUGUAGUUCCAGAAAGUCCACUUUCAGAUGCUGGUUGUGAUGCCUGUACAUCUGAUCUCGGAGAUCCUGGGAAACUGAGCAAAUGUCAGAGCAAUUCAGGGGACUCGCCUGCUUUUGAGAAAGAAAGUGAACCAGAGUCACCGAUGGAUGUGGAUAAUUCUAAAAAUAGCUGCCAUGGGUCAGAGGCUGAUGAAGAAACAAGCCCAUUUCUGGAUGAACGAGAGGAGAUUAAUAUGUCAAAACCCAUAAACAAAUCUUUUAAAAUUCAAUAUGGGGAUGCUGAAUUGGAGUCAAGGAAAUCACGUUUUUCUGCCAAGGGCUGUGAAAGCUUUGAGGAAGUAGAUAAUUCUGUUAAAGAGGACAGUCUGCAUACGAAGGCACCUGGGAUCUCUCCUGCUCCAUCAUCAGAGUGCAAAGGUGCAAAACCGGGUGUGAAGAGGGACUCCAAAAUCACUUCUCACUUCAUGAGGAUACCUAAAGUUGAGGAGAAAAGGAAAGAAAAGUGUGAAUUCAAACCCCAGAGGCCUGGAAGGAAGAUUGCUAAAUAUACACCACCUCCUCUGCCAACCAACAAGAAAUGGUUUGGGACCCCGAUUGAAGAGAUGAGAAGGAUGCCGGCGUGUGGGGCCCGUCUGCCUCACCUGCGACCCUCAGGCAACCACACCGUGACUGUCAGGGUAGAUCUUCUGAGGGAAGGAGAGGUACCUAAACCUUUUCCAACUCACUACAAAGAUUUGUGGGAUAACAAGCAUGUUAAAAUGCCCUGCUCAGAACAAAAUUUAUACCCUGUAGAGGAUGAGAAUGGAGAUAGAACUGCUGGAAGUCGAUGGGAACUAAUCCAAACUGCCUUACUUAACAAAUUUACCUGCUCACAUGAUUUGAAGGAGGCCAUAUUGAGGUACAACGUUGCUUAUUCCAAGAAAUGGGACUUCACAGCUCUUACUGACUUCUGUGAGAAGGUUCUUGAAGAUGCAGAGGCUCAACAUCUGUUCCAGUCCAUUCUUCCUGAUAUGGUCAAGCUGGCACUCUGUCUCCCUAGUAUCUGCACCCAGCCAAUACCUCUGCUGAAACAAAAGAUGAAUCACUCCAUCACAAUGUCACAGGAACAGAUCGCCAGUUUUCUGGCCAAUGCUUUCUUCUGUACUUUUCCACGUCGCAAUGCGAAGAUGAAGUCUGAGUAUUCCAGUUAUCCAGACAUUAACUUCAACAGGUUGUUUGAAGGGAGGUCACCAAGAAAGCCUGAGAAACUUAAGACCCUUUUCUGCUAUUUUAGAAGAGUCACAGAAAAAAAACCUACAGGAUUGGUGACGUUUACAAGGCAGUGUCUGCAGGAGUUUCCAGACUGGGAGAGAUCUCAGAAAAAACUAUCUAGAUUGCAUGUCACCUAUGAAGGCACCAUUGAAAGCAAUGGACAAGGUAUGCUACAGGUUGAUUUUGCAAACCGUUUUGUUGGAGGUGGUGUGACUGGGGCAGGACUAGUACAAGAAGAAAUUCGGUUUUUAAUCAAUCCAGAACUGAUUGUAUCAAGGCUCAUCACUGAAGUCUUGGAUCACAAUGAAUGUCUUAUCAUCACAGGUACUGAGCAGUACAGUGAGUACACAGGCUAUGCAGAGACUUACCGCUGGGCAAGGAGCCAUGAAGAUAAGACCCCUAGGGAUGAAUGGCAACGACGCUACACUGAAAUUGUUGCUAUAGAUGCAUUUCACUUCAGACGUUUCCUUGAUCAGUUUGGUCCAGAGAAAAUUAGAAGAGAGCUCAACAAGGCCUACUGUGGCUUCUCUCGUCCCAGCGUUCCACCUCAACAUCUCUCUGCAAUAGCCACAGGAAACUGGGGAUGUGGUGCCUUUGGAGGGGACUCCCGAUUAAAAGCCUUAAUUCAGAUAUUGGCAGCUGCUGAGGCUGGACGUGAUAUUGUUUAUUUUACCUUUGGAGAUGUGGAGCUGAUGCGGGACAUUUACAGCAUGCAUACUUUUCUCUGUGAGAAGGGCCAAACUAUUGGGGACAUUUAUAGGCUGUUGCUGAGAUACUACAAUGAACAAUGCAGAAACUGUUCUACUUCAGGACCAGAUAUCAAGCUGUACUCUUUCAUAUACAACACCAUUGAGUCCUAUGCAGAUUCUACUGAUGAUGAUGACGAGGAUGAAGAAAAAGGGUUGUGCCCACAAACAGCUUUGAGAGUCAAGAUUUAUUUGUUUGAUGGUUUCAUACAUGAAAACCUUGUUCAUGUGUGUACAGAAAAAAUUCUUUGCUGUGCUUAUGAUGUUUGCAUUGUUGAUACUAAGGGAUUUCAUCCAUCAAACAGCAGCAAUGGAAACAAGGAUGGUGACCAACAGACACGUCUGGGGGAGCAGGAAUGA